CAAUAAGGGUACGGUAGGCCAAUACCAGGCCAUUCAUAACGAUGAAUGGAAAUGUGACGCAAGUAGGAAGAUAAUUACUUACAGGUUCAUAUUUUGAUGUGAAGUUGUGUCUACGCUUGAUUGCCGUGUUUUAACGGGUAUGGCUAUUUAGUUACGGUGAUGCACAAUGCCAAUUAAAAUAAUUUUCAUCGCGGGAUUUACGGGAAAUUCGGAAACCAGUUAGGAUGUAGAGUACUGCCUACGACAUGGAUAUCGGUUUAUUGUUAAGAAAAGUGUUAAAUUUAAUUUCAAAGUGUUUUCUAGAAGUGUCUUUCUAAAAGGAUUCGCAGAAUUUUGUAAACCAGAAGGGAGCUUCCAGAUUCAGGUGUUAUCCGGUCAAUAAAUAAAGAGUACCCAGUGACCACAGACAUGGGGAAUGGUGCAUCAGCUGAUGGCUCCCCAACUACGGUACAGGUGAAGGCAGCCCCUGAGAGCUCACGAUCUGCCCCAUCAUCAGAUCAAACAUCCUCCUCAAAGUCACCUAGUCGAUCAAAAAAUACUUCCUCCAAGGCACAAGCCAAACCAAGGCAGGCUCGCUCCGAGGCCUCUACUCCUCGUAAGGGAAAAUUUGAAGAAGUGGAAAUCCGUAAAAAUGGUGCUCCAGCCCGUCCACCACAAAGAGGUCAAGGUCAGGCUGGGGCCAGUGGCGUUACAAUCAAGCAGGGCAAGAACGCUCCCCGGAUUGGGGGCCAGAUCCUGGAAAAUGGCGCGCUGUCAAAAAGGACUAAAAAGCAAGUACCCCCACCCCAACCAGCCAAUCAACCCCAGCCAGCCAAUCCACCCCAGCCAGCCAAUCCACCUCAACCAGUUGAUCCACCUCAACCGGUCAGUCCUCCUUCCACCGAGAAGCCUCCGUCGCAGUCGCAAGUCAGUGCGUCGUCCCAGGCACAGGCUUCAAACAAUGACGAACAGACUGUUCCCCAACAGUCUAAGCCGGACGUUCAAAAGUCUCAACCACCGCCACCUGCAAGACCAAAAGGCCAGGGUCAGGAAGACAUCGUGUUUGAGACAUUUUACCACCGUAGUGGAAAGGAGAUACAAUGUAUGUACCUCGGUAAUACCCGGUACUACCUCGACGACUGGGGUUCAAAGGAAUGGCAACUUUUCCCCAAGCGCUGGUACAAUGAAGGACUGCUUAUUACUAAUAAUGUCCUCAAGGAUGAACACCAGGCUCAGGCCAGUCAGCUGGCAGCACAGCAGAGCCAGGGGGUAGCAUCCGGGUCUGGGGCAGGCACCUCAGGAUCUGGUGAGGGAGGACCAGCUCAACCAGGGACAUCAAAAUCCAGGCGCAGUGGGGACGACAGAGAGGGUGUACUCAAACAUCCAACAAAGGGGAGGAUACCAACGUAUAUAUACCAGAGGAAGCACAAUGUGCACUUUUUCUAUGACCAAGAUCAGGGUCAGUGGAUGAGGAUGCCCAUUGGCUGGGAGUUACAUCACGAGAUGGUUGGACGCCUAGUUAAUCAGGUAGAGGAAAUGAUGCCGACCUGGGCUGAUCGUGGGGACAUCCUAGCACUUCUGCGGCAGUGUAAUUAUGACAUUGACGAGUGUAUCUCCACUUAUCUGUCUCUGGAGGGAGAUCCCUGGCUCAAAGUGGCCAAGACAUCAAAAGAAGUGAAAGGUAGCCAAGAAAAAGAUGAACGGAUAAUUGAACUGGAAAAAAAAGUCAAGGAAUUGGAAAAUGAACUCAGUAAAGAAAAGAAAGAACGGCAGGAUGCAGAGAGGAUUGUAAGAGACCAGCAGGAGAAGCUGACUGACCUAGAAGUGAAUUGUAAACAGGCUGAGGCACAGUUGUCCUCCAUGGCUUCCACACGACCCAAAUCCAGCAUGCGGCCUAAGACACCACAGGUUGUUACAACGGUGGUGAAGGAGGAGACGGUGAACCCAGAGGACAUUGAGGAUCUCAAUGAUACAGCUAAGACUGUGAGGAAAGCACAUGCACAGCUUAAGAUGGAGGUCAACCGAAACUUUCAGAGCCUCGGGGAGAUGAUGGCUCAGGCAUUGAAACAUGUGAAGAUGCUGAAGAGUUCGGGUCAAGGCCAGGUCGAGGAACUUGAGGAGGUGCGAGCUCUCUACAGAAAGGAAGCCAUGCAGCGGAGACUUCUGUACAACCAGCUUCAAGAACUUCGGGGCAACAUCCGAGUGUUCUGUAGGGCGAGGAAGGAUGACCGUGUAGACAACUGUCUCAAGUUUCCGUCCGACCAGGAUAUCGUGGCCCUACAUCCUCAGCAGGGCAAGAAGAUGUUCACCUUUGACCGAGUGUUCGGAGUGGAUUCAACACAGGAACAGGUGUUCGCUGACACCAAACCAAUCGUAUCGUCUUGUGUGGAUGGUUAUAAUGUCUGUCUGAUGGCCUAUGGUCAGACUGGAUCUGGCAAGACAUUCACCAUGAUGGGUCCUGAAAACAAUCCUGGUAUCAACAACAGGGCCAUCAGGGAGCUGUUCCAAGUGUGUAUGGAUAGGAAAGAGACUCAGACCUAUGUCAUGAAGGUUGGACUGAUUGAGAUCUAUAAUGAGACCGUGGUCGACCUCCUGUCAGAUGAUGCCAAGGUGAUAGAUCUUAAAACUAUAGGGAACAAAGUCAGUCUGCCUGGCCUCAUAGAAAUCGAAAUCAAGACGCCCAAUGACAUCAAGAGUAUCAUGAAGAAAGGAGACAAGAACAGAUCUGUGGCUUCAACAAAGAUGAAUUCCACCAGUUCACGAUCACAUCUACUUCUACUUCUGAAAGUGGAAGGUCAAGACAAGGUGACAGGAUCAAUGACCAAGGGGACGUUGACCCUGUGUGAUUUGGCAGGGUCAGAAAGGAUAUCCAAAACUGAGGCAGAGGGUCAACGUCUUGUGGAAGCAGCUGCGAUCAACAAGUCCCUCUCAGCUCUAGGACAGGUUUUCCAAGCUUUGCGGACCAGCCAGCUUCAUAUACCGUACAGGAACUCGAAGCUUACUCAGAUCUUACAGCCUUCCUUGGGCGGGGAUGCAAAGGCAUGUCUGUUCGUGAAUGUGAGUCCAGAUAUGAAUAACUCCAGUGAAACUGUAAGCACCCUGACCUUUGGUGCCAAUGCCAAGCAAGUGGCUCUGGGACAGGCGAAACAGAACAUCAAGAAAGGACUAGGAUCUUGAUGAUUAGCUGCAGCAGGACUGAAGAGAACACUAUCUCCUCUGCUUAGCUUCAUCUUUGAUUGUUAAUUGGCCAAUCAAGGAUUCUGGAUAUCUCCUACUCAUUAUGUUGAUUUAUCUCUGCCCUUGAUAGCACAAACCAACCAAUCAAGAACACUGGAUGUUUCCUUCUGAAUUCCUUGCUUCAACUCCGCCCCUCAAAGCAAAUCCACCAAUCGAGGACUGUGAAUGUCUUCUACUCAUCUCCUCGCUUCAACUCCACCCCUCAUAGCAAAUCCACCAAUCGAGGACUGUGAAUGGCUUCUACUCAUCUCCUUGCUUCAACUCCGCCCCUCAUAGCAAAUCCACCAAUUGAGGACUGUGAAUGUCUACCAGACUGAAGAAAAAAUCUGUAUCUUGAUCAACCAUUUCACUGUAUUUGUUCUUGCAAUACGUUUAUAAUAAUCAGUAUUUUACUUUUCUAUCAGAAUCGAGUAUUUUUUUUAAAUUACUCCAAAUUUCUUUUUUUUUUUUAUAUAAUGUUGACCUGUAACUUGUAAUAAGUAAAUGACCUUGGGUGAUCUCAAGGUUAUAUAAAUUAUUUAUUUGACCUUGACCUGUAACUUAUAAUAAAUAAGUGACCUUAGGUAAUCCAUAGAUUAAUUAUAUUUUUAUAUGACCCUGACCUGUAUCUCCAGAUUCAUGGUUAUUGAUAUUUAUUAUUUACUUCAUUAACAAAUGGUGGACACAUUUUUGGUUCUGGUUGAAAAUGGUAAUCUUGCUUACCAUAUUCCUUGUGAAAUAUGUUAAAAUUAAUAUUAGCAAUGUUUAAUGAGAGUUGUGACAGACUUCAGACAGUCAGAUAUCUACCUCUGUUGAACCACAUAUAAGUUUUGGCUCAGCCGAAAGCUCAAAAAGCUUACACAAUUUAUAAUUAUACUUUUAGCUCACCUGGCCCUGAAGACUGAUGUAAACACACUAUUUUUGAGGUUGAUAAAACCAUUUAUCAGCCAGAUGUAAAAGGCUUUAUAUGAUUGUUUCCUUAUUUUUGGUUUCGAUUUUAGCCAACCAUCAUCAAAUUGCAGGCUGUGUAAGUAAUUUUUGUCUGCUAUUUGCAGUCCGUCUUUAACCCUUUCACCACUGUAGACCAUAAUGGACUCAUCCAGAUCAAUGCACGGUAGAGGCUACUAAAGUUACAUAGGGGUGAAAGGGUUGAAAAUGUUUGUUACUCCUCCUUUGUAAAAUGUCCCAGAUAAGUCAUUCUCAAAGAUCCAAUGUAAGUGAAAAGCAUAUGUUUCAUUUUGAGACUGAUCAGAAGAAGAUUUCCACCAGGAACCCAUCUUGGAAUUUGAAAGCUGACGCUUGUUACAUAACGUAUUGCUAUUUAUCAAGAAGACUUUGAUACUUGAUCUCAAUUAACUUUGAAUAUGAUCAGAAUGACCAGAAAGAAGGUACUUUGACAAUCAAAGUUGUUAACAAUUCUACGACGGUAGUUCAGGUCUUUAAAUAAAAUUAACAUUUACAAGUUCCGCUUGGUCAUAAGUUGUGCACAUUCAAUUUUGGAACUCGUGAUCACAAGGUGGCCACAAGGUUGCAAUUUUAGAAUCGACAGAUCUAGAGUUUGUUGAAGUGUCAGUUUUGUCCCGGAGGGAUCUUUAAAAUUACCUAUCAAGACAUCUCUUUAUAUUUUCCCCUUGAUUGAAAAAGUGAUGCAUGGCAUCUUGAUUUUGAUUGUUGUCACAAUUUUUAGAGAGCAGAUAUUACUCAAAUAUCAGUAGUAGGUUGUUGCCUUUCUCUAGUUUUGCAUAUUGAAUUUUGAGCUUCAAGCUGUUGAAAUCAGACAUCUUUCUAGGUCUAUUUUUUAUUGGUUUCACUAUAGUUUAGUAAUGACAACCUCACUUUGAUGGACAAGGUCACACACAGUAGUACGAUGUUUUGAUCACAAGAUGCAUGUUCUGUUGGCAUGAUGAUCAAUCUAAAAGAUAAGAUAAAAGAAUAGAUAAGAUAAUCUACAUGGAACUCUAAUGAUCUUGCUAAGGUGGGCACCAAGUUCCCUACUGGAUCUGGUCUUUACCUCUUGGAAGGUAAUUUAACUUAAAAAGUUUGAAAUUCUUUUCUAUAAGUAUAAGUUUGUAUAAAAUAUAAAGAAUUGUGUACUGAAGUUCCCAAUGCACAGACUUGAAGGUAUUUUUUAGUCUACAUUGAUAAUUUUCCUGAAAAUGAUGGGCACCUCUGUACUGGAACAUGUACUUUUCCAAAGACUUUUACAUUUGGUGUAUACAUGAACAGUCACUGAACUGUGACAAUAUUUCAUGGAUUGUGCAAUAGUUUGUAUAGCCAACAGCUGGCUGGGUCAAUGACAUUAUCGGGUAUAUAUUCUUGAUAAUAUGCUACAUGCAUUAUAAUUAUGCAAUGGAAUUGAUAAUUCAACUUGUGUUUUGUUUGGAGUGAUCUUUAUUUAUUUUAAUUAUUCAUAUUAUGAAAAUAUUUAGUUUAGAUAUUGUUAUAAUGUAAGAAAAGCCCUUCAGUUGAAGAAAUGAUAAUUCUUGUUAGUAACUUUCUGGACACAUACAAGAGGUCAUCUUUCUGUGGCUUUUGAGGCCGUGGCUGUCAUAUAUGUUGGUGGCCUUUGAGAAUUCAUGUUGGUGACCUUUUGGAGGUCAUAUGUUGGUGAGAUUUGAGAAGUGAUGUGCCUGACCUUUGAGAAGUCAUAUAUAUACAAAAAAUAUUUUACAACAAUUACGAACAUCAACUUCGUCAAUCACUCUUGUUGGCCCAGAUGUUAGUGCGCAGGGGGUCUUAAUGUGGGAGGAAACCAGAGUACCCAGAGAAACCCCACAUGGUCAGGCAGGGGACCCCAUACCUUUUCACAUUUGAUCGGAGAAUAAAACCCAGUCGCUUUGGUAAAAGGCAAAUGCGUUAUCCACUGCACCAUCCGACCACCCAGUCAUGUCAUUGACCUUUGGGUAGUCAUGUCAUUGACCUUUGGGUAGUCAUGUCAGUGACCUUUUGGGUAGUCAUGUCAUUGACCUUUGGGUAGUCAUGUCGGUGACCUUUGGGUAGUCAUGUCAGUGACCUUUGGGUAGUCAUGUCGGUGACCUUUGGGUAGCAAUGUCAUUGACCUUUGGGUAGUCAUGUCGGUGACCUUUGAGUAGUCAUGUCAUUGACCUUUGGGUAGUCAUGUCAUUGACCUUUGGGUAGUCAUGUCGAUGUCCUUUGGGUAAUCAUGUCGAUGUCCUUUGAGAAGUCAUGUCUGUGACCUUUGAGAAGUCAUGUCUGUGACUUUUGAGUAGUCAUGUCGGUGACUUUUGCGUAGUCAUGUCAUUGACCUUUGAGAAGUCAUGUCGGUGACCUUUGAGUAGUCAUGUCGGUGACCUUUGAGUAGUCAUGUCUGACCUUUGAGAAGUCAUGUCGGUGACCUUUGAGUAGUCAUGUCGGUGACCUUUGAGUAGUCAUGCGGUGAACUUUGAGAAGUCAUGUCGGUGUACUUGAGUAGUCAUGUCGGUGACCUUUGGGUAGUCAUGUCGGUGACCUUUGAGAUGUCAUGUCGGUGACCUUUGAGUAGUCAUGUCGGUGACCUUUGAGUAGUCAUGUCGGUGACCUUUGAGUAGUCAUGUCGGUGACUUUUGGGUAGUCAUGUUGAUGACCUUUGAGAAGUCAUGAAUUACUUAUGUAAAUGUAUUCCCUUUUUUUGUCUAUUGUCUUAAUUGAACAUGUUUUUAUUUUAAUUUCUAUGAAAUGCAAAAACUGUAAAUAAUUGAGAAUGACUUUAAAUAGUGAUUCAGCUGUGAUAAUUUAAAGUGUGAUACUCCUUGCAGUGGAAACUAGUAGUGGUGAUACUGUUGAUCUGUGAUACAAAUUUAUUUUUUAUAAAGUAUUAUAUGUUAUAAUGGUGUUUUUAGUAUAUUUAUAAUUCUGGACUAAAUUGAUCACCACAUUUUUACAAAUCUGAAUUGAUCUGUGUAUUUAUUAAUCUUGACUGAUUUGAUCUGUGUAUUUAUUAAUUUAUUUAUAAAUCAGGGCUCAAUUGAUCUGUGUGUUUAUAAAUCUUGACUGAAUUGAUAUGUGUAUUUAUAAAACUUGACUGAAUUGAUAUGUGUAUUUAUAAAACUUGACUGAAUUGAUCUGUGUAUUUAUGAAUGUGUACUUUCAAUUGUUCUGUAUAUUUAUAAAUCAGGGCUGAAUUGAGACGUCAGUUUUAAACACAUAGUUGCUUGUGUUCUUUUUAGAUGAUACCUUCAAUUAGUCGUAUCAUCUACUAUGUCUGCACAGUUGCUAUUACUCCAAUUAAUAGUUGGUACAAUGUUGUAAUUUACACCAAAACGGCAUGGGGCUUAUUUUGCCUUUUUUUCCAUCUUCCAUUUAUAAAUCUCUAGAACAAGUUUGGUUAAAAUCCCUUCAACGGU
Messenger RNA from Mizuhopecten yessoensis (Yesso scallop), 7538 nucleotides. Its product is annotated as kinesin-like protein KIN-14E. The record is from RefSeq and is a predicted model, not a curated record. The transcript is spliced from 22 exons. Gene Ontology annotation, biological process: microtubule-based movement. Lineage: Eukaryota; Metazoa; Mollusca; Bivalvia; Pectinida; Pectinidae. Gene Ontology annotation, molecular function: microtubule motor activity; microtubule binding; ATP binding. Bases 409 to 3156 code for a protein of 915 amino acids.